CCUUCACCUCAGCUCUGACAUCGCGAGGUCAACGGCGAUAGCUUAGAUCUUGUACUACUCCGAUCUUCAGUCUAUUCGCUAGCGAGAUAGGAAUCCAGUCAUCGUCAGAUCUCUCCACCCCACCUAACCUCAACGGAUCAUCAAGAUGCCUCGCAAUUCCGACACGGAAGACGAGGAGGAAGCUCAUCCGCACACCCACAAGAUACGGAGUAAAUACGCCAUCAACCCUCAACACCGUCACGACGAAGCCCACGAACACGCCAGGGAUGCCAAGCUCGAAGCUAUCAGGGACGCGCAUCGGUUCAGGUCGUUCGCUCCUAUAAGAGGGGGGAAUAUCGUCAAGUUCGCAGUGGAUGGGUAUGAUUACUUCUGGCAGUUGAGCGAGAUUAUCGAGGGUGCGAAGGAGAGCGUGUUUAUUAUGGAUUGGUGGCUAUCCCCCGAACUCUAUCUCCGAAGACCUCCGGCUCUCUACCCUGAAUACCGUCUAGAUCGUCUACUGCAAAAGAAGGCUCAGGAAGGCGUGAUGAUCUACGUCUCCGUGUAUAAAGAGGUCGAAGCGUCAAUGAGCCUAGCCUCUGUACAUACUAAGCAUUGGCUAGAAAGCUUGCACAAGAAUAUUGUCGUUAUGCGUCAUCCGAGUCAUGAUUAUGGAGAGCUGACCAGCCACCACGAAAAGCUCUGCGUAGUCGACAACCGGGUCGCAGCCAUGGGAGGCCUAGACGCUUGUUUUGGUCGGUGGGAUACGUCCAACCACGAGCUGGCCGACGUGCAUCCCCAGUCGUUCUACAAAACCUUGUAUCCUGGUCAGGACUAUAACAACUCGAGGUUGAUGGAUUUCCAGACUGUCGAUCAGUUCACCAGUAACGCGUUGGCCAUUCAAGAUGCAGCACGUAUGCCCUGGCACGAUAAUUCGCUGACAUUCGUCGGUCCGUCCGUCGUCGACCUCGCUCAGCAUUUCAUCGAGAGGUGGAAUUUCAUCAAGAGCGUCAAAUACAAGCACGACCGUCAUUUCGACUAUCUCGCCCUGCCCGCUCCUUUCGACGAGAUCCAGCCGUCCGACGACGCCGUCGAGCGAAUCCAGGACGCGAAACGACGAGACCAGCGUCGAUUGGAACACCCCCACUUUGCCGAAUGGGCGGACAAGGGUCAUCAGUGGUUCCACCCGUACCACAAUCCGCCCAGCAAAUACCCUCGUGCGGAAGAGUCGGUCCCGCAGGGUGAUUUCAACGUGCAGGUUUUGCGGUCCGCUUCGGAUUGGUCACAUGGGUUCUUGACCGAGACGUCGAUUCAAGACGCUUACAUCCAGCUGAUCAGGGAGGCCAAUCACACCAUCUAUAUCGAGAACCAGUUCUUUAUCACUUCGACGAUCGCAGGUCACCCGGUCCAUAAUCAAAUCGGCGCCGCUCUGGCCGAGAGGAUCAUUUCCGCUGCGAAGGAUGGGAGAAAGUUCAAGGUCAUCGUCGUCAUCCCGGCAUUGCCUGCUUUCGCCGGAGAAGUCCAGGGUGCGCCCGCAGUUAAAGCGAUCAUCGAGGCGCAAUAUCGGUCGAUUAAUCGCGGAGGAGACUCGAUCAUGGAAACGGUUCGCCGAGCAGGCUUUGACCCAGAAAAGUACAUCUCUUUCUACAACCUACGGAGCUAUGAUCGUAUCAACAGUCCAUGGCAGACGAUAAGAAAGAUGGAGCAGAACUCGGGAGUCACAUUCCACCAGGCGCAAGUCGCGCUAUCACGGUUGUGGGCCGGAAACCCAACCGGUAACAAGAAGGGUAAAGACGAGGUUGUCGUUUUAUCUCGACCUCAUGAUCAAAGCACGGAUAUGGACCAUGUCGCUCAGAAGCAGACGGUCAAUCAGGGUGUACGAAUGCCAUCAACGGUCGAAGAGGCUCUCGAACUGAUCAAGCGCUUCGAAGCCGGCGCAGGAGAACGAGAUCGACACAUAAGCGACAAUGUCGGCCAACAUUCGCAGAUCUGUCCCACGACCUUGUUCGACGAGGCAUGGGACGGCACGGAGCAAGAAGAGCUGGAAUCCUACGUCUCCGAGCUUACAUACAUCCACAGUAAACUGAUGAUCCUGGACGACUCGAAGGUCCUGAUCGGCAGUGCCAACCUGAACGACCGGAGUCAGAUGGGCGAGCGAGACUCGGAAAUUGCCAUCUGCAUCGAAGAAAAGCCCAACCUGACGAUGACCAUGGACGGCAAGCCUCACAUGGGCAGCAAACUCGCUUCUUCAUGGCGUCGUCGUCUGAUGCGGGAACAUCUGGGCUUGCUCCCGGAGACGGUCGUCCCCCUGGAAAAGAUCCAACCGGGACCCAACCAGCUCCCCGCGCCCGUCCCUAACGAGUACGAUUUUGGCUCGCCAGAGGAUCUGGCUGUCGAGGACGUUCUGAGCGACGAGUUUGAUCGAUUGUGGACGGGGACGGGAGAAAGGAAUCGGGCGGCCUUUGAGCGCGUCUUCAGGCCGAUCCCGAACAAUUCGAUCCGCACUUGGGCGGAAUAUACCGAAUAUACCAAGCAAGCCGUGGGGAUUCGGGUCGGUCACGUUUCGGACAGGAGUCUCUCGAUACAACAGGUCAAGGAGACUCUCUCCGAGGUCAGGGGCCAUCUCGUACCGAUGCCACUCGAUUUCCUCAGCGGCGUCAAGGAGCUCACAGCCGGUGACUAUGUGUCGGUCAAUGCGUACACACUACCGAUCUACCUAUAAAGAACGACGUCUUGGCCGAGCCACUGCGGUGAGAUGGUCGGCCAAAUCUGUACUGGUACCAUCAGAAGUAACGAUGCAUACGAGAUACACGACAUGCGAUGCCAUCCUCCAGAUCUUGCCGAUGGCGGUUGUGAAUAUCGAUGCGAG
Messenger RNA from Filobasidium floriforme, 2845 nucleotides. RefSeq lists its product as uncharacterized. The transcript has 22 exons. The record is from RefSeq and is a predicted model, not a curated record. Gene Ontology annotation, molecular function: D-type glycerophospholipase activity. The coding region runs from base 146 to 2698 and encodes 850 amino acids. Gene Ontology annotation, biological process: phosphatidic acid biosynthetic process; cell motility; intracellular signal transduction. NCBI's taxonomy places the organism in Eukaryota, Fungi, Basidiomycota, Tremellomycetes, Filobasidiales, Filobasidiaceae.